GGGGGCGUGGCUCCGGCGGAGGCCCCGGCGGCCCAGGCGCGGAGGGGGAGACGGUCCCAAGAUGGCGGCGCUGCAGGCGGAGCGCGGGUACGGGCUGUCCUGCGGCCGGCUGGGCCGCGGCACCCGCAUCUCCGUGUUCCACGUCAAGCUGACGGAGAGCGCCCUGCGAGCCUUCGAGAGCUACCAGGCGUGUAAGGAUACUGUGACUUCAAAACCCGUCAUCCAGUUUCAAGGAAGCCAAGGGCACAUCGCCAUUCCCAGGCCGGACCGCCCGACCGAAGUGCGGACUUUCACGUUCUAUCUUUCCAACAUUGGCAAGGACAGCCCCCAAGGCAGCUUUGAUUGUAUCCAGCAGUACGUAUCCAGCAAUGGCAACAUCCACCUGGAUUGCCUGGGGAGCAUACAGGAUAAGAUCACCGUGUGUGCCACGGACGACUCGUACCAGAAGGCACGGCAGAGCAUGGCGCAGGCGGAGGAGGAGACACGCAGCCGGAGUGCCAUUGUCAUCAAGCCUGGGGGCAGAUAUGUAGGCAAAAAGGUUCAGGUACGUAAACCUGCACCAGGAGCUUCCGAUGCUGUUCCCUCCAGGAAGCGCCCAACGCCAGUCAACCUUGCCAGUGCAAUAAAGAGAGGCAAUAGCGCCAUUUCUCAGAGACCCUUCAAAGAUAGGGUUGUGCACUUACUGGCACUAAAGCCUUAUAAGAAACCUGAACUUAUUCUCAGAUUGCAGAAGGAUGGACUUUCUCAGCAGGACAAGGAUUUGCUGGACAACCUCCUGCAGCAGGUGGCAAAUCUGAGUGCCAAGGACAGCACUUUCACACUGAAAGACUGUGUCUACAAAGAGGUGCAAAAGGACUGGCCUGGCUAUUCCGAAGGAGACCAGCAGCUGCUGAAGAGGAUUCUUGUCCGGAAACUCUGUCAGCCCCAGAACAGCAGUGGGUUUCAAGGAGAAGCACCUUCCCUGAGUCCUCCGAAGGACACCACCAGCUCUGGCUCUCCUCCACAGAAACGCUCCCAACCGCUGGAGUUCAUCGAUCCUUUGGCCAACAAGAAGCCCCGGAUCUCACAUCUGGCUCAUCGCACUCAACCCACCUUCAACGGGAAGCUGAACACCAACGGGAAGGACGUCCCCAUCCCCGUCCCCUCUGCUGCGCUGCCACCGGCGCUGCCGGAGUCGGUGAGCUCCAGCUCCAGCCUCCCGGAGCUGCCCCGGCCCCACGACCCUCUGGCUGAUGUCAGCAACGACCUGAGCCACAACGGCAGAGACUGCGAGGGCACGGAGCCGGCCGACAGGCUGAGCCUCCCCGCGCCCACAGACUGUGCACAGACGAGCAAACACAAUUGCAGCUCAUACGUAAAAAGCAAGAAAAAAUCCAAAAAGCACAAAGACAAAGAGAAAGAGAGGAAGGAGAAGAAAAGCGAAGAGAAAUGCAAAGAGGAGAAGCAGGACUGUGAAGUAAUAAAAAAUGCUGAAUUAGUUAGUGUUCCGCAGGAUGCGCCAGGUUUAAAUGGGACAUGCAAUAACUCCAGUGUACCAACAUCAACUUCGGACAUGCCUGAUUAUUUAUUAAAAUACGCAGCCAUUUCCUCCUCGGAGCAGCGUCAGAGUUACAAGAACGACUUCAACGCAGAAUACAACGAGUACAGAGACCUGCACGCCCGGAUAGAGAGGAUAACACGGCGAUUCACACAGCUGGACUCCAAGCUGAAGCAGCUGUUGCAGGGCUCUGAGGAAUACAAGACCAUCCACGAUCAAAUUUUACAGGAAUAUCGGAAGAUUAAAAAGACCAACCCCAACUACAGCCAAGAGAAGAACCGCUGCGAAUACCUCCACAACAAACUGGCCCACAUCAAAAAACUGAUAGCAGAGUACGACCAGCAGCAGUUCUGAGCGGUGGGACGCGCAGCGCGGGGGGGACCCGGGGCUGUGAUGGGCACCAACAUCCCUUUGUACAACUCGGUCCCGUUCAGAGAUGAGCAUCAAUUCUUCAUGGCUGAAGAAGUUGGGGAUUGCUGAUGGGGGCCAACAGCCCGCUCUGCUUAUUGGCCUCUCUGAACGCCCGAAUGCAACCAAUGAAACCCUGCUUUUAUUUCAAGACACUUAAGGGAAAUAAAUUUACCUAAAGCCACCGAAGUUCCCAAAGGUUAAAAAAUCAGUAGUUUUCAUGGAUUAAAGUUUGGCAUGAAGUAGAAUCACCCCCCUGGCCCCACAGUGCUGGGUUACAACAGCCCUUGUGACACUGAGGAGCUGGAAUGGCUGCUUGGGUCCCUUGUGGCACCUGCGACUGUUCCUAUGUGAGCUGUGGGCAGCUGGAGCUGCCCCUGCUCUGUGCUCCCAUUGCAGUGGCUGAGUGGGGAUGGAUGGGGCUCUGUGUCCCCCCACAGCCAUGGCACUGCAUCCCAGUGCGUCUCAACGCCCGCCUUUGACUUUUGUAGUUUUAUACCGAGGGCGGCCCAUUUUCUGCCUCGCUGAGGAGACCGAGCUCUAUUUUUGUAUUGAAAACAAACAAUGAUUAAAAAAAAAGAAGAA
This is a messenger RNA of Coturnix japonica (Japanese quail), 2530 nucleotides long. It is a transcript of the gene ELL, whose product is annotated as elongation factor for RNA polymerase II. The record is from RefSeq and is a predicted model, not a curated record. Gene Ontology annotation, molecular function: cis-regulatory region sequence-specific DNA binding. Gene Ontology annotation, biological process: snRNA transcription by RNA polymerase II; transcription elongation by RNA polymerase II; positive regulation of transcription elongation by RNA polymerase II. NCBI's taxonomy places the organism in Eukaryota, Metazoa, Chordata, Aves, Galliformes, Phasianidae. Gene Ontology annotation, cellular component: transcription elongation factor complex.